This is a messenger RNA of Alnus glutinosa, 2844 nucleotides long. RefSeq names its product glutamate receptor 2.5-like. The coding region runs from base 1 to 2844 and encodes 947 amino acids. Gene Ontology annotation, cellular component: plasma membrane. Gene Ontology annotation, molecular function: glutamate-gated receptor activity. The record is from RefSeq and is a predicted model, not a curated record. NCBI's taxonomy places the organism in Eukaryota, Viridiplantae, Streptophyta, Magnoliopsida, Fagales, Betulaceae. The transcript is spliced from 5 exons.
AUGGCAGGCCAGAAGCUCUGUUCCAUCCUUUUUCUCUUGCUCAGCCUCUGGGGUCAUGCACAGUACAUGGCAGCUGUUAUACGAGUGGGCGUAGUUCUUGAUUUGAACUCCACGGUGGGAGAGAUGGCGGAGAGCUGUAUAUUCAUGGCGCUCUCGGACUUCUACGCUGCGAAUGCCAAUUAUCGAACCAGACUCACUCUUUCCACCAGGAACUCUAGGGGUGAUGUUCUCGGCGCUGCAUGUUCAGCUCUAGAUUUGAUGAAGAACGAAGAAGUGCAUGCCAUCAUAGGACCUCAAAGGUCAGCACAAGCCAAGUUUGUCAUAGAUAUGGCUGAAAAGGCACAGGUUCCCAUCCUUUCUUUCUCAGCCACAAGUCCCUCUCUUUCCCCAAAACAGAAUCCAUUUUUCAUUCGGACAGCCCAAGAUGACUCGGCUCAAGUGAAAGCCAUAAUCACCUUAAUUCAAUUUUAUGGUUGGCAAGAAGUCAUCCCUAUCUACGAAGACACAGAUUAUGGCAACGACUUAGUUCCGUAUUUGACAGACGCCUUCCAAGAGGCUGAUGUCCGUGUGCCUUACAGAAGUGUCAUUCCUCCAUCUUCAAAAGAGAAUGAUAUCUUGGAGGAGCUUAACAAAUUAAAGGCAAUGCAAACAAGAAUAUUCCUCGUACACAUGACUGCUUCUCUUGGCAAGAAGCUGUUUGUACUUGCAAAGAAUGCUGAAAUGAUGAGCGAAGGGUAUGCGUGGAUAAUCACACAAGAGUUAUCAGGUUUGUUUGAUCCUAUUGUUUCUACGUUUAUGGAUUCCAUGCAAGGCGUAUUAGGAAUCAGGCCAUACAUACGCAUGUCAAAAGAUCUUCAAGAUUUCCAGGGAAGAUGGAGAAAAAAUUUCACCUCAGGAAAGCCAGACUAUAUAUAUAAGAUUCCUGGACUGAGCCUCUUUGGAUUAUGGGCAUAUGAUACUGUUUGGGCAUUGGCUAUGGCGGUGGAGAAGGCUAGCCUAGAGAAUUCUAGUUACGUGAAGCAAAAUGCUACGAAAAGCAAUGUUGAUCUUGCGGCUCUAGGAAUAUCUGAAAUAGGGCCAAAGCUUCUGAGCACAAUUUUAAGUAGCACUAGAUUUCAAGGACUAAGUGGAGAUUUUCAUUUGGUUAAGGGGCAGUUAGAAGCAUCAGCCUUUGAAAUAUUCAAUGUUAUAGGGGAUAGCGAGAGAAUUAUUGGGUAUUGGACCCCCCAGAAAGGGCUUUCAAGAGAAUUAUUCAAUGUCUCAAUUUCCAAGGACAAACUCAAGCAACCAGUGUGGCCUGGAUACACAGCAGACCAGCCAAAAAAGUUGAGAAUUGGGGUUCCACUAAGAGAUGGUUUUAAUGAAUUUAUCAGAGUUGAAUGGUGUGCUCAGACUAAUGAGCCGAAGGUAUCUGGGUUUUCAAUUGAUAUGUUCCAUGCUGUACUGGCUGUGUUACCGUUUCCUCUUCCUCAUGAGUAUGUGCCCUACGUGAAUGAAAGUAGGCAGAGUGCAGGGACUUACGAUGAACUUCUUUACCAAAUUAAGCUUAAGAAGUUUGAUGCGGUGGUCGCAGACACAACAAUUGUCGCUAAUCGCUCCUCGUAUGUGGAUUUUACAUUACCUUAUUCCGAAUCAGGCGUGUCAAUGGUUGUUGUAAUGAAAGACAGUGAGAAGGAAAACAUAUGGAUUUUCUUGAAGCCGCUAAGCUGGGAUCUUUGGUUAACAAUCGGGGCUGCCUCCAUUUUCACAGGUUUGACAAUAUGGGCUCUUGAACACCGUGUAAAUACUAGGUUUAGAGGGCCCCGAGAGCAACAGAUUGGCAUGAUCUUCUGGUUCUCCUUCUCAACGCUCAUCUUGGGUCACAGAGGAGCACUGGUGAACAAGUGGUCAAGAUUUGUGGUUAUCAUUUGGGUAUUUGUGGUAAUAAUCCUUACACAGAGUUACACUGCAAGCUUAGCUUCAAUGUUAACGGUACGACGUUUGAAGCCAACGUUUGAGGAUGUAGGAGAGAUAAGAAGGAAUGGUUUGUACGUAGGAUAUCACAAAGAUUCCUUCGUUAGAGGGCUUCUCGUAAAACAGUUGCAUUUUAAGGAGUCCAAGUUGAAGCCUUACAAAACUCCAGAGGAGUAUGAUGAAGCCUUGUCAAAUGGGAGCGACAACGGCGGGGUGGCUGCUAUUUUUGAUGAGAUUCCCUACGUUAAGCUCUUCCUCGCCAAGUAUGGCCCUAAGUAUGCAGUGGUUGGACCAAUCUACCAAACUGACGGCUUUGGCUUUGCCUUCCCACUUCGAUCCCCCCUAGUCUCUCACGUUUCAAGAGCAAUCUUGAAUGUCACUGAAGAUAAAGAUAAGAUGACGGUAAUUAGGCAGAAGUACUUUGCAAGUAAAAAAACUAUAUGCCAAGAUCGAAGUGCCAAACUCUCUUCAGAUUCUCUUAGUCUUGGUGUGUACAGCUUCGGGGGGCUCUUCAUCAUAACAAUAGUGGCUUCCAUGUUUUCCCUCUUGAUAUACAUGGGCAGGUUCCUUCACUUGCAGUGGCCAGCUCCAAACACUAUUCCUUCACAAGGAUCCUUAUGGUUGAGACUUGUUGAAUUGGCAAAGCAUUUCGGCCAGAGAGAUCUCAGUUUACAUCCUUUCAGGAGAAAUAAUAAUGAAUCUACCCUAAAUCAUCCUGAAAUAGCUAGUAGUACUGACGAUAGUUUGGCAACUUCACCUAGCGUAUAUGAUAUACAGAACCAUUCAAGGACAUUCAAUGAAAGUGAAGACAAUGCUGCUGUCCACGAAGAUGAUCAAAUAUUUUCCUCAGGGCGGCAUAGUGAUGCAUCUGCGAAUGUGACUGCGGCCUAA